AUGGCGACCGCGACUACGAUACUACUCCCAGGCGAUCAAAUACCCCCGGAAUCCCUUCCCAAACCUACAAAUGCGAAGAAGCCUCUCACCCUCGGUCCCGGUCUACGACAUAUACCACCAAACACCAUCACAGCAACAAUUGCAGGCGCAUUAGCUACGGACAACAAGAAAAAUGCCGCGUGGAUAGAAUACAACAGCGGAAGAUACACCCCCCAACCCCACGACCUUAUCAUAGCCACCGUCCACGCCUCCGCCGCCGAAACCUUCACCUGCACCUUAACCCCUCACACGCCGCCCGCCCUCCUCCCACACCUCGCCUUCGAAGGCGCAACGCGUAAAACGAGACCGAUACUCCCGCCCGGUUCACUCGUCUACGCUCGCGUGUCCCCCUCUCCAUCGUCCACAACAUCGGGCUACUCCCUUGGCGCUGGCGGUGCGCCUAUAGAAUUGACGUGCGUGGACCCUUCGACGGGAAAAAGUGACGGCCUGGGCCCGUUGAAGGGCGGAAUGGUGUUCCCCAUCUCUCUCGGUAUGUCUAGGCGCCUACUAGCGGGGAAGAAGGGAGGCGUGAUCGUGCUAGAGGGUCUCGCGAAGAAGGUUGGGUUCGAGGUUGCGGUGGGGAGGAACGGGGUGUUGUGGGUGGAUGGGGGGAAUGUGAAGACUACGUUGUUGGUGGGACGGGCGGUGCAGGAGGUUGAUGAAAAGGGGAUGGGAGAGAAAGAGCAGUUGUGGGUUGUGGAGAGGGGAUUGCGAGGGCUUUGA
Westerdykella ornata is the source of this 762-nucleotide messenger RNA. RefSeq lists its product as uncharacterized. Gene Ontology annotation, molecular function: RNA binding. Lineage: Eukaryota; Fungi; Ascomycota; Dothideomycetes; Pleosporales; Sporormiaceae. The transcript is spliced from 2 exons. Gene Ontology annotation, biological process: TRAMP-dependent tRNA surveillance pathway; CUT catabolic process; U4 snRNA 3'-end processing. The record is from RefSeq and is a predicted model, not a curated record. Bases 1 to 762 code for a protein of 253 amino acids. Gene Ontology annotation, cellular component: cytoplasmic exosome (RNase complex); nuclear exosome (RNase complex).